Messenger RNA from Rhododendron vialii, 3004 nucleotides. RefSeq lists its product as uncharacterized. Lineage: Eukaryota; Viridiplantae; Streptophyta; Magnoliopsida; Ericales; Ericaceae. The record is from RefSeq and is a predicted model, not a curated record. Gene Ontology annotation, biological process: negative regulation of DNA recombination; mismatch repair. The transcript is spliced from 5 exons. Gene Ontology annotation, molecular function: ATP-dependent DNA damage sensor activity; mismatched DNA binding; ATP binding. The coding region runs from base 54 to 2813 and encodes 919 amino acids.
GUAUAAAUAUCCAAACAAAUCCCCACUUCAAAAUCCCAAUCCGGCUCCUCUGAAUGGAGCUCUGCAAAACCCUCCUCAUCCCUAUCCGCCCACCUCCGCCGCAUCUCCGCCGCGCCCUCCCUCACCGCCCCGUCAAACCCACCGCUUCUCUCUCCACCUUCCCCACCACCACCCCUCCCGAGUCCACUCCCCGACUCAGCCUCGCCGAGUCCCUCCAAAACGAGACCUUGCAAACCCUAGAAUGGCCCUCCGUCUGCAAACAGGUCUCGGCAUUCACCUCCACCACCAUGGGCUUCUCAGCCGCGCAGGCCGGCCGCCUCCCGCUGGGAAGGAGCCCGGAGGAGAGCCGCCGGCUCCUGGACCAGACCGCCGCGGCCGCGGCGCUCUCUCGUCCGCUGGAUUUCUCGGGGAUCGAGGACGUGUCGGAGACCGUGAGGGUUUCGGUUUCUGGUGAAUUAGUCACUAUUGGUGAGCUUUGUGCUGUGAAACGGACUUUAAGAUCGGCUAGAGAGUUGUUAGGGCAGCUGGAGGAGCUUGCUUCCCGUGAUGAUGACUCUAGAGAGAGGUGUGUGCCCCUGCUUGAAAUUCUUCAGAGUUGCAAUUUCCUGAGUGGGUUGGAGCAAAAAAUAGGAUAUUGUAUAGAUUGCGAUUUUUCGAGAGUCCUUGAUAGAGCUAGUGAAGAUUUGGAGAUUAUUAGGUCUGAAAGGAAGAGGAACAUGGAACGUCUAGACUCUCUGUUGAAGAAAGUUUCAGCUUUGAUUCUUCAAGGUGGAGGUAUUGACAGACCAUUGAUAACAAAGCGUCGAUCUAGGAUGUGUGUUGGUAUUAGGGCGUCACAUAGAUCAUUGCUUCCUGAUGGUAUAGUUCUGAAUAUUAGCAGUUCUGGAGCAACAUACUUUAUAGAACCCAAAGAAGCAGUGGAAUUGAAUAAUUUGGAAGUGAGACUUUCAAACUCUGAAAAGGUCGAGGAGCAAGUCAUUUUGAGCUUGCUUUCAUCUGUGAUUGCCGAAUCUGAAAUAGAGAUUAAAGAUCUCUUGGAUAGAAUUCUUGAACUUGAUCUUGCUGUUGCGAGAGCUGCUCAUGGUCUGUGGAUGCAUGGCAUCUGUCCGAGUUUAUCUUCGGAGUGUUUUGAAUCUUCCAAAACUGAGUCUUCCUUAGCCAUAGAUAUUGAAGCUAUUCAACAUCCGCUGCUCCUUGAGACCUCUCUGAGAAGUUCAUCAGAUCCUAUAGAAUCCAAAUCUAGGAGUUCAGACCCUGUAAAUGAAGGAAAUGGUGCAAUGAAGUUUGAAGUGAUUUCUGGUUCAUCUGAUUUUCCUGUGCCUAUUGACAUCAAAAUUGGUCAUGGAACCAGGGUGGUUGUGAUCUCAGGACCCAACACUGGAGGCAAAACUGCUUCAAUGAAAACUCUAGGGUUGGCUUCUGUAAUGUCAAAAGCUGGCAUGUACUUGCCAGCCAAGAAGCAAUCAACGCUUCCAUGGUUUGAUUUUAUAUUGGCAGACAUCGGAGAUCACCAGUCCUUAGAACAAAACCUCUCGACUUUCAGUGGGCACAUAAGGCAGCUGUGUAAGAUCUUGGAGGUGGCCUCAAAAGAAUCACUAGUUCUUAUUGAUGAGAUUGGGAGUGGGACAGAUCCUUCUGAAGGUGUGGCUCUUUCAGCCAGCAUAUUGCAGUAUUUAAAAGCUAGGGUUAAAUUGGCUGUGGUAACUACACAUUAUGCGGAUUUGAGUCUCUUGAAAGAAACAGAUACUCGUUUUGAGAAUGCUGCAAUGGAAUUUUCCCUGGAGACACUACAACCUACAUUCCAGAUUCUGUGGGGAAGCAGAGGUGACUCAAAUGCCUUGAGUAUUGCUAAAACAAUUGGCUUUGAUGACAAAAUAAUUGAGCAUGCACAUGUAUGGGUGAAGAAGCUGAUGCCAGAAAAGCAGCAGAUGAGGCAAAGUUUGCUAUAUCAGUCACUAAUGGAUGAGAAGAAUAGGUUGGAAAUCCAGGCAAUGAGAGUUACAUCUCUUCAUUCAGAUAUUAUGAAGCUUUAUCGCGAGAUCAGAGACGAGGCUGAAGAUCUUGAUGGGCGUGAGGCAGCUCUCAUGGCUACAGAAACUCAAAAGGUCAAACAAGAGAUAAAGGCUGCUAAAUCUCAGAUGGAAGCUGUAUUGCAAGAGUUUGAGAAUCAGCUUAGAACAACAAGUGCCAAUCAAGUGACUUCUCUAAUCAAUAAGUCAGAGUCUGCAAUUGCAUCCAUAGUAGAAGCUCACUGCCCUAGUGAUGUUUUCUCCACCAGAGAAGCAGGUGACAGUUCUUAUACCCCACAGAUUGGAGACCAAGUCCAUGUGGAGGGAUUAAGAAAUAAGCUAGCUACUAUAAUCGAAGCUCCUGGUGACGAGGCCACCGUCCUUGUGCAAUGUGGGAAAGUCAGAGUUCGUGUAAAUAGAAGCACUAUCACAGCUCGUAAACGUAGCAAUGCAGUCGCUGCAAAAAGCUCGGCGCCACCCUUGAAAAGGAAGGUUCAGGGGAGCAGAAAUUCGAGGAAUAUUUUGGAUUUAAGCAAUGAUGAGGAGGAUUCUUAUGCACCUGUGGUGCCUACAUCGAGGAACACAGUAGACUUGCGCGGAAUGCGAGCAGAGGAAGCUUCUCACUACCUCAACAUUGCCAUCAGUUCAAGGGAAUCUAAGUCAGUUAUGUUUAUAAUACAUGGGACAGGCAUGGGGGUGAUUAAGGAGCGUACUAUUCAAAUAUUAAAAAACCAUCCACGCGUUACCAAGUUUGAACAGGAAAGCCCAAUGAAUUUUGGUUGUACAGUUGCUUAUAUCAAUUGAAGUACCAUUUUUUGUAGUAUAAGAUAGAACCGUAAAGAUGGAUGAGUAACUAUAUACUCUGCUAUGCCUCGUGCUGUACUUGUUUAUAUGGUGCAGUUCGUUGGUGUUCUAACCAUCAAUUUCUGAAAAUUAUUUGGACCUCUGGCUUAUACCAAUGGGAUGGAAUGGAACAAGAGUUUUAUUCACGCUAA